Messenger RNA from Talaromyces stipitatus ATCC 10500, 1048 nucleotides. Its product is annotated as prenyltransferase, putative. The coding region runs from base 47 to 1048 and encodes 333 amino acids. Gene Ontology annotation, biological process: ubiquinone biosynthetic process. The record is from RefSeq and is a predicted model, not a curated record. Gene Ontology annotation, cellular component: mitochondrial inner membrane. Gene Ontology annotation, molecular function: 4-hydroxybenzoate polyprenyltransferase activity. The transcript has 2 exons. NCBI's taxonomy places the organism in Eukaryota, Fungi, Ascomycota, Eurotiomycetes, Eurotiales, Trichocomaceae.
GAGCACCUGUUUAUCACUCCCUAGCCUUUUUCAGAACUCUAUCAAUAUGUCUUUCGAAGAAUUCCUCUACUACGCGUCUCAAGAAGUCGUCAACUUAUUUCCCUUCUUAGAUAUACCAUGGGGCCCGUACUUCGAAGUCACACGCAUCCACCAGCCUAAUGAAACCAUAAUGGCUGUCCUGCUUUACAGCGUUGGCUUGACACAUGCCGUGAGUCUUUCAUGGCCUCUGUUACAGCCGAAGGAGCUUCUGCCUCUAGCAUCCAAAUGUGUACUUUGGAUAUUCAUCAUACGCCACGCCCUCUGCGCCUUCAAAGGUGCAGUUGAUUACGAAUACGACAAACACGUUCGACGCCGCAGAUCGCGCCCUGUUGCUCGCGGAGCUCUCACACCAGACGAAGCCUUCAAUUUCAGCGUUGUCCAGCUGUUACUUGGAACCGGAGUUCUUGCUUCUCUUCCCAAUGAUUGUCACGGCCUUGGGGUUAUUUCGACUCUGGUUAUGAUGCUCUACCCAUACGGAAAGCGAUUUACGUCUUUUCCCCAGCUCAUUAUGGGAUUCGGAUUUGCGGUCAGUGUUUUCAUGGCUAGCAUGGUCAUCGGUAUCGAUGUCUCACCUGGAUCGGAACAUUUCGUGUCCACCCUCUACAUGGCCUUGGUCAGCAUGCACAUUGUUACGAUCGCCAAUGUGAUAUACUCCUAUCAGGAUAUGCGAGACGAUGCCAAAGCUGGAAUUAAGUCUAUGCCGCUAGUAAUAGGUGAUCGGCCAAAAAUGUGGUUAUCAAUGAUGACUGCUGCCACGGAGAUUUUGCUGUGGAAGGUGGGAAACCGAAAUGACUAUUCAAUUCUUUACUAUAUUAUUAGCUGUGGUGGAUCAUUUUUCCUUCUGUCAGUAAUGUUGGCGCUUGUUGACCUGAGGGUUGCUGCGGACUGUGAAUGGUGGUUCAGGCGCGGUGCUAUGGGGAGUGUGGCUGUGAUUGUCUCGGGUCUAUACUUGGAGUAUGUCAUACGCCUAUUAUCAUUCUCAAUUCCCAGUACUUAUUCUACUCUAUAA